This is a messenger RNA of Sinocyclocheilus anshuiensis, 2424 nucleotides long. RefSeq names its product 4-hydroxyphenylpyruvate dioxygenase-like (gene hpdl). Gene Ontology annotation, molecular function: 4-hydroxyphenylpyruvate dioxygenase activity. The transcript has 5 exons. Bases 14 to 1258 code for a protein of 414 amino acids. Lineage: Eukaryota; Metazoa; Chordata; Actinopteri; Cypriniformes; Cyprinidae. Gene Ontology annotation, biological process: aromatic amino acid metabolic process. The record is from RefSeq and is a predicted model, not a curated record.
GACGUCACCCAACAUGGCGGCCUACUUGAGCCGGUUGCACCACAUUUCGCUCCACGUCUCAAACGUGGAUAAAGUUGCUCACGAGCUGGUGUCCCGGUUCCAGUUUAACGUGUUCGCGGCCCGACUGACAGACCGAGCGAAGCAGCUCGCGCUCCGCAGAGGAUCAGCCGUGUUCGUGGUCAAUGAGAGGCCGAGCGAGGCGCCGCGGAGGCUGAAUGAACGUCAGGAUUUGAACUGUCUGUACGGAGCCCACGCGCACUAUCCGGUGGACACCGUGAGUAACGUGUGUUUCGAGGUGGAGGACGUGCAGAGGGCGUCCGCUGCGCUGCGGGAUCGGGGUUUGUGUGAGUUUCUCCAGCCGCCCACCGAGGUCGCCGAUGACAGCGGCCGGGUCACCUUCUCCAUCAUCCGCUCGCCGGUGGGUAACGUGUGCCACACGCUCAUAGACCGCUCUCGGUAUCAGGGGCUCUUCCUGCCGGGCUUCCAUCAGGUCCGGACGGACUCCGAGACCGCGGGCCGCUUGCAGUGUCCCAUCACGCACUUCGACCACAUCACCUACGCCUGUCCCCGCAGCAGCACCGCACACAUCACCCGCUGGUACCGCGACACCUUCGGCUUCCGGAGGUUCUUCAUUGACAGGAAUGAAGAUGUGGAUGAGGGAUACGUGCUAAACCACAACGGGAUCGGGCUGCGACUGACCGCUAUGGAAUACUGGAAAUGUAGCGAGUCGGGAAUCACACUGCCGUUCAAAGAUGAACAAGAGCCGGACUGCAAGUUUGUAAUCGCAGAGUCUCUUCCACAGCAGGGCAGGAACCAGGUGGACACGUUUCUGGGUCAGCACAGAGGCGCAGGAAUCCAGCACAUUGGGCUCUACACCGAGGACAUCGUGAGAACGGCUCAGACUCUGAGUCUGUCUGGAGUGCAGUUCUUCUCUCCUCCGCCUGCGUACUACACUGAGGUGGGAAAGCAGGACGAGAUCGUGGCUGCGGGUCACGACCCUCACGUUCUGAGUCAGUACGGGAUUCUGCUGGACACUGACCUCCACACGGACACAGACAGCCAGCGGUAUCUGCUCCAGGUGUUCACCAAGCCUAUUUUCGGAGAGGACACCUUCUUUCUGGAGCUGAUCGAGCGCAGAGGCGCCACAGGCUUCGGCGAGGGGAACAUCCGUGCGCUCUGGAGAUCCGUGCAGGCCUACAUGGAGAACGCAGAGCGUCACGAGACGGAGCGCGAAAACAAGCAGAGCACACCGAGCUGACAUCAGCAACAACACUGACAGAGACUGUGAUCUAUAUAUAUAAACACAUGAGGACGACUCGGCUUUAGAUUCAGUGACUGCAGUGCGAUUGAGAACUGGUUUGAGUCUGUCCUCUGUUCAGGAUUAGAUGUUGGACUGUAAGAGUCUUCAGGGCACUUCUAAUGCACAUGGUGUAUUAUUCAGUGAUGUCUAAACCUGUACUGUAAUACAUUGUACUGUAUUUUCACUCGAAAACAUUUAAUUUUGACAAUAUAGCGGUACUGUUGACCUGUGUGUUUCUGUCAGAUAAAUCAACAUUAUGAUGCCGAUCUGUUCUUUUUGUCUCCUCACAUGUGAUCAUGUUUAAUUGCCAUUAGGACCAGUUUGAGGUGUUUGAAACCCACAUACAAAACCACUGCUAGAGAAAAUCUAAACCUACGGAGUGUGACAACUAGCCCCGCUCUGACAGUGUGCUGUAACUCUAGCUGUAUAAGCCGCCAUCAGUCUGUUUUUCACUGACAGCUGGUUUACUUAAAGCAGACACACAAUGCUUGAGUUCACUUCACAUUUAAACGUGUCUGUCAUGCUGCAUUAGUUUCUCUUCACCAAUAUUUCUUCUCAGUCUCUUCUGUACGUUGGCUCUGAUCUUCACCUGCAGCAGUUUCCAGAUGUUCCUGUAGAUGGAGUCAGAUCUCGGCAGCUCAGAUCAGUUUCCGGUCCUUCAGGGAUGUUUUUCCACAACAAACCCAAACCCAGUAACACCAAAGACUAGAAUACCUUAAAGCGUAAGUGUGGAACUUUCCAAAAACUCAACUCAGUCAGCUUCAUUAUCAGCCUUCGACCCUCCAAACAACAGUGGAACCUACAUAAUGAGCAGCAUUUCCCCUUUUAUUCAACACGUUUGUGUGUUUUAUUCUAUUCAGAUCUUUCUUUGGGCUAUUAGAGAUGAUUUAUCAAUAAGGAAGACUAUUUAGACACCAGAUUCUGAGUAUUCUGUCCAUAAACCUGUGAUCAGGACUGGACAUAAUUAAUUAUCAUAAAAGCCAAUGAGUGUCAGAAUUAAUUUAUCACACUGCAGGACCAGUGAAAUUGAGUUUUACCAGUUAUAAGACCCACUAUGCAUCCAUAUAUCAAUAUCUGUUCAUGUUGAUUAAAGAGUCAGAGUAUAUUGUAUGUGUCUACUAGCA